UGCCCAUCCAGGUCUAGAGCCAUUAGCAGGCUGCCCGGAGCAGGAGCUCUGGCCUCUCCAGGCAGCGGUGUCUGACAGCAGUUGUGCGGCCUUGGGGCUUAACAGCCUCCCCACAACAGCGGAUUCUCUAGCUACAGACAGCACAUCAGCCAAAAGUCCAAGUCCCAGGAGUUGUGUAGCCCUUCAGACCCAGUACGAAGAAUUUGUCUAUUUCUUCUUGGGGACCAUGGCUCUAAAGCGUAUUGAAAAGGAGCUCCUGGACCUGGCUCGUGAUCCUCCAACCCAGUGCUCUGCAGGCCCUGUGGGGGAAGAUAUGUUUCAUUGGCAAGCGACCAUAAUGGGGCCUGAUGACAGCCCCUACCAAGGCGGGGUCUUUUUCCUGGCCAUCCAUUUCCCAACAGAUUAUCCAUUCAAACCACCCAAGAUUACAUUCACCACAAGAAUUUACCAUCCAAAUAUCAACCGUAAGGGAAGCAUUUGUCUAGACAUCCUGAGAUCUGAGUGGUCACCAGCACUGACAGUAUCUAAAGUUCUCCUGUCUAUCUGCUCUCUAUUGUGUGAUCCUAACCCAGAUGAUCCACUGGUUCCUGAAAUUGCAAAAAUCUACCGCAAAGACAAGAAAAAAUAUGAUAGACUGGCUCGAGAGUGGACUGAGAAAUUCGCUAUGUGAUGUCAACAUGUAAUCUCAUGGCCGUAAUAAUAAAAGCAAUGCUGGUGGU
Messenger RNA from Rattus norvegicus (Norway rat), 719 nucleotides. RefSeq names its product ubiquitin-conjugating enzyme E2D 4 like 1 (gene Ube2d4l1). Lineage: Eukaryota; Metazoa; Chordata; Mammalia; Rodentia; Muridae. Gene Ontology annotation, molecular function: ubiquitin conjugating enzyme activity; ligase activity. The coding region runs from base 227 to 670 and encodes 147 amino acids. The record is from RefSeq and is marked validated. The transcript is spliced from 2 exons.